Porites lobata is the source of this 4038-nucleotide messenger RNA. NCBI's taxonomy places the organism in Eukaryota, Metazoa, Cnidaria, Anthozoa, Scleractinia, Poritidae. The record is from the annotation of a GenBank genome assembly.
AUGAUGUUGUUUUAUGGUAUUUGUGGCAUUUGCCCUGAAAUUUGUCUUGGUGAUGGUAAUGAGAAGAAUUGUUGUUCUAAUGCUCAGGUGCAUGAAACAAUUUCACUCUUUUAAUGACAUUAAUAAUGUGGAACUUCUCUAGAAAAAAAUAAUGAAUAUAAUGUCAUGUUUUCCCAUCAUUUCAAUCAUAGUGGAAAAAGAACAGGUAUUAGCUUCAUCCAAAAAAUUUUCCUUGUUGAUUUUCUGUAUCAUUUUCAUAGUAAUGUUGUAGUAGUAUUGAAGAGAUGUAAAGAAGUCUCUUUAAAAAAGCUAAGUCAAGGCUCAAGUAUUCUGUCAUGAUUUAAUGAGAUAAGCUGACUUCUUAUAGUACAUAUCCUAUUUUAGGGGGCUUUGUAAAUCAAGCCUUUUUGUCGGCUGUUGAUGCUUUCUAAGAGAGCGAAAGGUUUUACUGCACAUAAAAAAUUAUAAUAAUGAUGUUAUUAAUAAUAUUGAUGUGGAGUGGACAAAGUGGAAGAGCCUGCAUUAAUCCAAACAUGCUGCAUCUAUAUUCCCAAAGAAAAAGUAAGCCCACACACUACUGACUGAUGUGCUUGUUGCCAAUUCAUGGAACCUUCUUCGACUCUUCUUAACAAUUUCUAGUCUUCUCCCUCUGUCUCCUGUUUGGAGCAGUUUAGAAUUUGUUCAGUGGCAGCUUAUUUUCCCUUUAAUUUAAUAUUAUUAUUGGAAGAGUUGUGUGGAAGUCUAUGGCUAAAGUUAUUCCUGCUGUUAACCGUCUUCUUUACAUAUUUCUUUUUUAGAUUCACUACACUAAGAAAGACGAACCCAAGAAGGACAUGAUUAAUCUUCCAGAAUUGCUUCAGAGAUUGCGAUUUCGAUGGCUGGAACGUGUGGUUUAUACCAGAAUAGCUAAACCGUUUUCUUUGUCAGUGGAAGAAAUUCCUCCUCUCAUCCCAUCUGUCUUGUCUGGAGAUGUGAUUUUCAAUACAGAGGCUGAAAAAAAAAGUGUUUACCUUGAAUCUGGUUCAAAGCCUUCAGGUAUAUAACAAAUUGUAUUGUGUAUGUAGGUAUUAGUAUGUAUACUGGUAUGUAUGUACGUACAUGCAUAUGUGUAGGUACAGUUGACUCCCGAUAACUCAAACCUUCCAAGGAAAAUCGAAAAGAGUUUGAGUCUUCGGAGCUUGAAGAAAAUAGCCCAGAGUAAGGACAAAAACAAUUUUGACAGCACAGUGGACAUUUUAAAGAAACGUUAAGUAAAAAUUAAACAGUACUUCAAGGUCAUAAAUCAGAACAUGGUAUAACAAAAAUGUUGCCUAAAUAGAGCAUUUGUUUUAACUUUGAUGAGAAGUACAGCUGUUUUACAUCAGAUUUGUGCCAAACAUUAUGAGCCUCCACUAGUAGUAAAUGCCUACAAUGGAAAAUUCAAAAUUCAAUGUUAAAUUACAGCAAAUCAAUUUUGUUUAGAGUUAGCAAGGGUUCAAGUUUUUGGGAGUCAACUGUAUGUGAUAAAAAUGCAGUUUAUUAUAUUAUGCAAAGUUAUAGUCCUUUCAGUCACUGAGACAGAUGUCUUGAUGCAUUGGCCAAGCGAUAGCCCAGUUAUUACAAGAAAAUAUUGCACACUGAACAGCCAAUCAGAGCGUGCAUCCUGUUGUAUCCAUGUAAUAAAUGUACAUAAAAUGUAAAUUAUACCAAUGCAAUUACAUAUUUCAGGUGACCCAGCAAUGUUACAUAAAAUGAUUGUGGAUGGCAGCAUAGACAUGGAAAACCUGCAAGAACUUCAGUAUGAUGAUGUGGUCAAAGCCUGUUCUUCCUGUAACAUUGCAACUUCAGGAAAAUCAAAGGUACUAUAUAACAACUGCUGUUGGCCUUUUUUUAAAUGCAUUUGAAUUGGCACCUAUAUGUGUUAGAAAGUAAAGAUUUUUGCAUAGCUGUUAAAUCUGAGGAAAUGGAAUUUCUCUUCCAAUGUGGAAUAGCAGUUUGUGGGAUACAGCUACUGUAUUGCUUUCUUUAAGUUUAUUUUGUUUGUCUACACAAUAGUCUCCUAUGCAGUUGCUGUUUGGGAAAGUACAUGCUAUAGUGGUUGACCUUAUUUUUUUUUCAAUCAACUGAUUUACAAACAGUAUUAUGAUAUCUCUUUCAGCAAUUCUUGUGUGGGAUGCUUCAAGGACUAUACGCUUCAAUUCUCAUAGGCAAUUGCCCUUGUCAUAGUUUUGGAAAACUGCCUGGACACACUGGAGGAUUUUACCAUUUAGUGUGCCGUCACGGGGUAUGUAGUAUGAUUUUCAGUUUAGGCAUUAUGGUGGAAUAUUACUCGGGUUUUAAUAAUAUUGUCAUGUUUUGGCAUGGGUAGUUGGCUCCAUUUCUGACUCAUUUGCAUAUGGAAAAGCAUGGAGAAUUGUAGGUGGUGACAGGUUGUGGAAAACAGUAUCACUGGAACAAAAAAAAUUGGUCUCUGACAACAGAGUAAUUAUUGAAAAGGUCAAAACAUCAUUUCUUAACUACCAUUAAUUUUUGAGCCUUACCCUACUUUGUUGUUUUCUUAAAUUGGUAUUAAAUACAAACGAAAUCAUCAACAGUGUCCCUUUUGUUUUUCAGAGCACUGUGGCAUCAAAAUUCCUUUCUCUUACGGAGUCUGUAAGGGAUGCUGCAGAUCUUUACCUGUCACUGAAACAUCCACCUGUUGUUUUCAUCAAUGAUACUCCCUGUGGAUUUGUCCGCCAUAUGGAGUGUCGUGAUCCAGCAAUUGCACAAGAGCUGUGGGGUUCCACAGCAGGGUGUUUUCAGACCCCAACUCUUCACCAGGAUCCGGAAGGGGUAUGUGCCUUUUGUAAUGAUACAAAAACUAUGUAGGGGCUGGAGGGUGGGGUUAAGGAAAAAAGAGCCCCAUUGCAACAAUGUUUCACUGGUUUGAUGAGAAUCAGAUUCAUUAUUUUGGAUGCACAAUGCUGGUUGGUAGACAUUUAAUUAUCGAUGAAGGCUUUCGUUGGCUGGCAAUGGUGAGAUUUGUCCUCUCGAGACCUUACAAGAAUUUUCCAAAAUAUAUGGAAAGUGUCCUUUGAGGAUUAGAGCAAGAAGGGGAUGAAAGUGCUGGGUAGACAUUCCUUCUCCAAAAGCUAUGGAAAACAUGUCUGAAAACAUCAGCUGCAGACAUGCUGUUGGCACAAUAUAUUUGUGGAUAUUUAUCACAGCCUCAUUAAGAGCUUUCUGUUAAAAAUCCCUCCCAGACAAAAUUUUGAAACAAAGGAAUUUUUUAUGGAAUUAAAAAAUAUUAAUAAAAUCAAAUAGUAUUCUUUCUGAUUGCAAAAUGUAGCCAUUGCUUAACCUACCCUUGUGGCAUAAUGGACAUCAGAGGUCAAUUUCUGUGUGUUCUGCAAUCACUGCCAUCUCCAGAAUUUUAUCUUGAUGUAUGGAAGUGUCAGACAUGCAUUAUAUUCCUCUGAGCUCUUGCUAUCACUUUUUGAUAUAAACUAUUCUAGUGGAAAGUGACCCCUGAUUAGUUUUAUUUUGUCACUGCCUGCAUUUUUAGCUCCUUUUUGUAUGUAUAGUGGAGGCAGAAAGAGGGACAAUACAUAUCUUGUGACAAAUUUGUUUCCAGCUGGCGAAAAAUUGAGGUGGAAAAAAAAUAGAUGUUUUUAUCAUACCAAGACAAGCCUAGUACAUUUUGUGACUGGUCUACUUUUUCCAUGUUCAUUUAAAUUUGUCGUUUGUUUGCUUGGUUUUUUUAAUAUUCUAAUUUCUGACAAUUUUCAGAACCAGAAUUUUCCUUGCAUUGUUCCUUUGGAGUACAGUGAUGGCAGUAAUAUUCGAAAGCAGUCGAGUGUUGUUGCUAGGUCACAUCCCCUCAUAGACACCACCAAGCAUUUUGUACUUGGCGACCGAUUCCACGCUUCAACAAAUCCUCAUCAGUCCCAUCUGUGUAAAUUCCAUGACCUUGAUUUGUGUCUCCAAGCCAACACAAUCAAGACAAGUAUCCAGGAGUCCCAAAACAACCGAAAAAAAGAAUCAAAGGAGGCUGAGGAGUUCUACAGUACAGAAUUUUGA